Messenger RNA from Ochlerotatus camptorhynchus, 6591 nucleotides. It is a transcript of the gene Mi-2, whose product is annotated as chromodomain-helicase-DNA-binding protein Mi-2 homolog. Gene Ontology annotation, molecular function: histone binding; chromatin binding; ATP-dependent chromatin remodeler activity. Lineage: Eukaryota; Metazoa; Arthropoda; Insecta; Diptera; Culicidae. Bases 165 to 6128 code for a protein of 1987 amino acids. Gene Ontology annotation, biological process: negative regulation of transcription by RNA polymerase II; chromatin remodeling. The record is from RefSeq and is a predicted model, not a curated record. The transcript has 4 exons. Gene Ontology annotation, cellular component: nucleus; chromatin.
AUUGUAGCUCUUGAAAAGCGGCCGACAGAGGUGUGAAAUCCGUGUUGUUCGCGAAAAGAUUGCAAUUUGCACCGGUAAAUCCGUAUCGGUCGUGACCGAAACUAUCGCCAAAAGUGAGUGCACGUUCCGGUGAAUCGAGUGAGCCCAUCAUCAGGCCGGAAACCAUGGCGUCCGAGGAGGAAAUUGACGAAUCUAUUGCCGAGGAGGAGGCAGGCGUAGACGAGACGGGUGCUGACACCUCUCUGGCUGCGGAGGAGAACUCUGAAGACGAAGCGCUGAAGACCGUAGCGCAAGCGCAGGACGAAGACGAAGACUACGAGCCGGAAGACAACCGCAGCAAGAAGAGCAAGAAGGGUAAGAAGCGCAAGGCGCGUGGAGAAGAGAAGAGCAAGGGUCGCAAGAAGAAGAAGCGAAAGAAGAACGACAGUGGAGACGAGAGCGAAGUCCGGCAGAGUGACGAUGGAGGAGCCGUCGCUGCGGAUUCGGAUUACGAGAGGCCCAAGCGAAGCUCUCGCGACAAGAAGAAGGGCAAGGACGAGAAGAAGGAAGACAAAAAGGGCGACGCCGAUUACAACAUGCCGUCGAUCGAGGAGGUUUGCAGUACGUUCAAUCUGACCGAUGUCAAGAUCGAGUACAGCGAGGAGGAUUAUGACAACUUGGUAACUUACAAGGCGUUCCUACAGCAUGUUAGGCCGAUCUUGCAGAAGGAGAACCCGAAGGCUCCGAUGUCAAAGCUAAUGAUGUUGAUUCCGCCCAAGUGGCGAGAGUUCAGCGAAGAGAAUCCAAAUCUCCAGAACGAGGAAGCAGAGGAAAAGGAAGAAGAGGAGCCACCGCCAUCGCCAGAAUAUGUUCCAAAGUCUAGUCGUUCGAGGGCUAAGAUCGAAAAGAGAGAUGAGGAUAUGAUCUACGAUGACGAUGACGAUGAUGAAGAGGAACUGGAGAGGGAGAGGAGCAAGAAGAAGAGCAAAAAGGGUGCUUCAAGUGCUAAAAAGGGCAAGAAGCCAAAGGUACCGACACUGAAGAUCAAAUUCGGCAGGAAGAAGAACGCCAGCUCCGACGAAGAUCCGGAUGCCAGCAACGGUUCGGAACGGGACUCGGAUGCCGAGUUCGAAAAGAUGCUCCAACAGUCGGAGGAAAAAGCGGAUAAGGAAAAGGAUAAACCAGAAAACGACUCCACUGCUCAAGCGGAAGGGGCUGAUCCUCCGGUUCGCAAGAAGGCCAAAACUAAGAUCGGAAACAAAUCCAAGAAGAAGGGUCGUUCGAAGAAGAGAGCAGAGGGCGAGGAUGGAGAAUUCGAGCAUCAGGAUUACUGCGAAGUCUGCCAGCAGGGAGGCGAAAUCAUCCUUUGCGAUACUUGCCCGAAAGCGUACCAUCUGGUAUGUUUAGAUCCAGAACUGGAAGACACUCCGGAGGGCAAAUGGUCCUGCCCGACUUGCGAGGCCGAAGGGCCGGCAGAUGAUGACGAUGACGAACAUCAGGAGUUCUGCCGGGUCUGCAAGGACGGUGGAGAGAUGCUUUGUUGCGACAGUUGCCCAUCCGCUUAUCAUACGUUCUGUUUGACACCGCCUCUGGACGACAUUCCCGACGGUGACUGGCGUUGUCCACGUUGCAGUUGUCCUCCUAUUCCCUACAAGGUUCAGAAGAUUCUUACCUGGCGUUGGACCGAUAAACCGAUCGAUCUUAACGAACCGUCAACUUCGAAGGCAGUACCAUCCCGCCGUAGGGAGUACUUUGUCAAAUUCGCCGACAUGUCCUACUGGCACUGUGAUUGGGUCACGGAACUGCAGUUGGAUGUCUUCCAUCCACUGAUGUACCGUUUCUACAUACGGAAGUACGACAUGGAAGAACCUCCGAAGCUCGAGGAAAUGCUGGACGAGGAGGAUGGCCGUUACAAGCGUAUUCUCAAGAUGCGUGAAAGUGACCGCGACGAUACGGAACUGGAGGAGAAGUUCUACAAGUAUGGUGUCAAACCGGAAUGGCUGAUGGUCAAUCGGGUCAUCAAUCAUCGGACCAUGCGCGAUGGGCGAACACUGUACUUUGUCAAAUGGCGUGAACUGUCCUACGAUCAAGCCACUUGGGAAGAGGAUGACGACGAAAUUCCAGGAUUAAAGACGUUUGUCGAGUAUUAUCUGGAUCUGCGCGCAAAUUGCAACAACGAAAUGAACAGCAGUGUCAGUAGCAAAAAGAACAAGAAGAAGGGCCGCAAAUCGAGAACCAAAGAGCUAGAGGACGAUGAUCGUAUAGGACCGAGGCGUUACACGCCCCCACCAGAUAAACCGACGACGGAUCUGAAGCGGAAGUACGAAGUGCAACCGUCGUAUUUGGACGACACUGGCAUGAGGCUGCAUCCGUAUCAGCUGGAAGGUAUCAACUGGUUGCGUUACUCCUGGGCCAAUGAAACCGAUACCAUUCUGGCCGAUGAGAUGGGUCUGGGUAAAACCAUUCAAACGGCGACCUUCCUCUAUUCGCUGUACAAGGAAGGUCACUGCCGGGGACCUUUCCUGGUGGCGGUCCCGCUCUCUACGAUCAUCAACUGGGAACGUGAGUUAGAGACGUGGGCUCCCGAUCUCUACUGUAUCACCUACGUCGGAGACAAGGACUCGCGAGCGAUCAUCCGAGAACACGAACUGUCAUUCGAGGAGGGUGCUGUCCGAGGUGGACGAGCCUCCAAGAUUCGAGCCAGCACGCUCAAGUUCAACGUGCUGUUGACGAGCUACGAAAUGGUGUCGUUCGAUGCCGCUUGUCUUGGUUCGAUCGACUGGGCCGCACUGGUAGUCGACGAAGCGCAUCGUUUGAAAUCCAAUCAGAGCAAGUUCUUCAAAACGCUUUCGAACUACAACAUCAACUACAAGCUGCUGCUGACGGGUACACCGCUGCAGAACAACCUGGAGGAGUUGUUCCAUUUGCUGAACUUCUUGAACAAGAACAAGUUCAACGACUUGAGUACGUUCCAGGCGGAGUUCGCCGAUAUCAACAAGGAGGAUCAGGUAAAAAAAUUGCACGAAAUGUUGGGUCCGCACAUGCUGCGUCGUCUCAAGGCGGACGUCCUGAAGAACAUGCCCACCAAGUCGGAGUUCAUCGUCCGUGUCGAGCUGUCCCCACUGCAGAAGAAGUACUACAAGUACAUCCUGACCCGUAACUUCGAAGCCCUGAACCCGAGGGGCGGCGGCGGUGCAUGCUCGCUGAUCAACAUCAUGAUGGAUCUGAAGAAGUGCUGUAACCACCCGUAUCUGUUUCCAGCGGCUGCCGAGGAGGCUCCCCUCGGUCCCGGUGGAAGCUACGAAAACCAAGCACUGACCAAAGCUGCCGGAAAGUUGGUCCUGCUGGAGAAGAUGCUGAGGCUGUUGAAGGAACAAGGACAUCGUGUGUUGAUCUUUUCGCAAAUGACAAAGAUGUUGGACAUUAUGGAGGACUUCUUGGAAGGAUUUGGGUACAAGUACGAGCGUAUCGAUGGUGGCAUCACAGGAACGUUGCGCCAGGAAGCGAUUGACAGGUUCAAUGCUCCGGGUGCUCAGCAGUUCUGUUUCUUACUGUCCACCAAAGCCGGAGGUUUGGGUAUCAACUUGGCAACGGCUGAUACAGUCAUCAUCUACGAUUCGGAUUGGAACCCUCACAAUGAUAUUCAGGCGUUUUCACGUGCUCAUCGUAUUGGUCAAGCGAACAAGGUUAUGAUCUAUCGAUUUGUGACGAGGAAUUCCGUGGAGGAGCGAGUGACGCAGGUUGCCAAGAGGAAGAUGAUGUUGACCCAUUUAGUGGUACGACCAGGAAUGGGUGGAAAGGGAACCAACUUCACCAAACAGGAGUUGGAUGAUAUUCUUCGCUUCGGUACGGAGGAGUUGUUCAAAGAAGAUGGAAAGGACGAAGAAGCUAUCCAUUACGAUGACAAGGCUGUCGCAGAGCUGCUGGAUCGUUCCAACAAAGGUGUGGAAGAGAAGGAAAACUGGGCGAACGAGUAUCUGUCGUCGUUCAAGGUCGCUUCCUAUUCGACGAAGGAAGACGUGGAGGAGGAAGUCGAUACGGAGAUCAUCAAACAGGACGCGGAGAAUUCGGAUCCCGCUUACUGGGUCAAGCUGCUGCGACAUCACUACGAGCAGCACCAGGAAGAUCUCUCGCGAACGCUGGGCAAAGGAAAGCGUGUCCGCAAGCAGGUUAACUACACUGAUGGAGGAGUGGUACAAGCUGAUCCGGUCAAAGAAGAUUCUACCUGGCAGGAGAAUGUUUCGGAUUAUAAUUCGGACUACUCCGGAAAUUCCGAUGACCAGGGCGAUGAGGAUGAUGAGGACGGAGAUUUGAACCGUCGUAGCAAGAGGAGAAUCGAGCGCAAUCAAGCCGAGAAAGAUAAUCGUCCUCUACCGCCGUUGUUGGCACGAGUCGGUGGUAACAUCGAGGUCCUAGGCUUCAACGCUCGCCAAAGGAAGAGUUUCCUGAAUGCGAUCAUGCGCUACGGAAUGCCUCCACAGGAUGCUUUCAACUCACAGUGGUUGGUACGGGAUUUGCGAGGCAAAUCCGAGCGAAACUUCAAGGCAUACGUUUCACUCUUUAUGAGACAUCUGUGCGAACCGGGUGCGGAUAACGCGGAAACCUUUGCCGAUGGAGUACCACGGGAAGGUCUUAGCCGGCAGCAUGUGCUGACUAGAAUCGGUGUCAUGUCCUUGAUCCGGAAGAAGGUGCAAGAAUUUGAGCACAUCAAUGGGUACUACAGUAUGCCGGAGUUAAUCAAGAGGCCGUGCGAGCCGGUCAAGUCUGCAAUAGGAGAUGCUAGCAGUGAGACACCGAAGUCGGCAACGACCAGCACGAGUGCUACUCCGGCGACCAGCGCUGCUCCUAGCCCAGCUCCGACGCCAGUCGAUAAAGAGGACGAUACUAGUACUUCAGCGGAAGAUAAGGAGAAGAAGGAGGUGGCGGAAGAUAAAAAAGAAGACGUAAAGAAGGAAGGAUCGGAAGUUGCAGGAGACAAGCCGGAUGGGGAUAAGAAGGCUGAAGAAAAGUCUGAAUCUGUAGAGGUGAAAUCCGAGGAGGAUGUGAAGAAAGAAGGAGAAUCCUCGGAUGAGAAGAAGUCGGAGGGUGAUGAUGUCAAAUCGGAAGAUUCCAAGGACGAAACCAAGGCUGAUAAGCCUAAGGAGGAAGAUAGCAAGAGCGAAGCUCCCGCCUUGGUCGAAGCCAAGAAGGAAGAAAUCGAUGACGAUGAUGUCAAGAUCACAUCGGACAAGAAGGAAGAGGACAAACCAAUCGCGAUUGACGACGAUGAUGAUGAUGUUGUUAUCGUCAAAGAUGAUGACGAAGAUAUCAAGAAACCGCCCGGUAAGGCGGAACAAAUUGAAGUUCACAAGCGGCAGUUUAUGUUCAACAUUGCCGAUGGAGGAUUCACGGAACUGCACACUCUUUGGAUCAACGAAGAGAAGGCAGCCGUUCCCGGAAGGGAGUACGAAAUCUGGCACCGCCGUCACGAUUACUGGCUGUUGGCCGGUAUUGUCACUCACGGCUACGGUCGCUGGCAAGAUAUUCAGAACGAUAUCCGGUUCGCAAUCAUCAACGAGCCCUUCAAGAUGGAUGUCGGCAAGGGUAACUUCCUGGAAAUCAAGAACAAAUUCCUCGCUCGUCGCUUCAAGCUUCUGGAACAGUCCCUGGUCAUCGAGGAACAGCUUCGACGCGCUGCAGUUUUGAAUCUGGCCCAGGAUGCCAGCCAUCCGGCAAUGGCCCUGAAUGCUCGCUUCGCCGAAGUCGAGUGCCUCGCCGAAUCCCAUCAGCAUUUGAGCAAGGAAUCUCUGGCCGGAAACAAACCGGCCAAUGCCGUCUUGCACAAGGUUCUGAAUCAGCUGGAGGAGCUUUUGUCGGACAUGAAGAGCGAUGUUUCCCGUCUACCGGCCACCCUGGCCCGCAUUCCACCCGUUGCUCAACGGCUGCAGAUGUCCGAACGGUCGAUCCUGUCCCGGCUGGCGGCCACUGGAAACACCGUACAGCCAAAUCCUCCCCUUACGCAGUUCCCGGCCGGCUUCCAAGGGACAAGCUUACCUGGAUUUGCGGCGGCAGCUGCCGCAGCGGCAAACUUUGCCAACUUCCGACCGACGUUCUCGGUACCGGGACAACCAACGCCGAGCUACCCCAGCGGCUCCGGAACGUCCAAAUAAAUCGCUCCCGGCGAACAGGAUAAGAAAGAAAGUUCAUUCUACCCAUUCGCUUACGAUUUUAGUUGUAUACUAAUUAUUAUGUAUGUGUAUUACGAUAUAUUGUAGGUUUAGAUUUUAGAUUCCUUCCUCUGUGUUCUAUCCUUUGACCUCUUUUUUUCCCUUUGUGUGACCCUAAGGGAAGAUCUCCUUGAGCACUGUUUCCUUUUUCGUUCCCAAUCUGCUCCCCGUAAAAGUUUGAAUCUAAUGUGAAAACUUCUUUUUUGUGAAGAUUUUUUUUUAUUUAUACUCUUCCACCCACACGACAUCCCCCAAUUGAAUGAAAUGAGCAGAAAAUAAUACAAAAGUUAUUAAAUUGGUCAAAAACAAACUACGUUUUACGAUUAAGAUGACUUAGUUGAGUGAUAACACUAGAAUUAUCAAACCAUACAGAUUAAAGUAUAAACGGAUCCAAUUUGAAAAUCAA